GGCGGGGCCGGAGGUUUCGAUUAGUUGUCUCUGCCUCUGGGGAAGGUAUAUCGGCGACGGCGGCUUCGGGAGCUGUGGGGUCCCGGGCUGGGGGACUCGGCGGGAAUGGAUAUACUGUAGUGAAGAGUCCUUUUCCACAAGCUGCUCAGUUUUGAGAAGAAGCCUAGAAAAUACAACUACUGGAUUUCCUCUGUUUUAAGAUCUUCAAAUACCAAAAGAGAUAAAACAGCUUGGGGUGCUUUGGAUUCCCUCUCUGAGUUCUAUUCUGCCUGAUUUUAGCCAGGGACUCAUUUAAUAUUUCAGUAUUAAAAGGAGUAUGUGAAAAUUCCUGCCAACCAUUGAGAAUUUCUUCCUUUGGACAUUUUUUCUUCUACUUACUACAUAACUUUCUUGGAAGUUCCUUUUUUGGUGCCAUGUUUUGUGGCUUACAUCAAAGGAGGAGUUUGUCUUCAUGAAGAUUCCUAACAUUGGUAAUGUGAUGAAUAAAUUUGAGAUCCUUGGGGUUGUAGGUGAAGGUGCCUAUGGAGUUGUACUUAAAUGCAGGCACAAGGAAACACAUGAAAUUGUGGCAAUCAAGAAAUUCAAGGACAGUGAAGAAAAUGAAGAAGUCAAGGAAACGACUUUACGAGAGCUUAAAAUGCUUCGUACUCUCAAACAGGAAAACAUCGUGGAGCUGAAGGAAGCCUUUCGUCGGCGGGGGAAAUUGUACCUGGUGUUUGAAUAUGUCGAAAAAAAUAUGCUUGAAUUGCUGGAAGAAAUGCCAAAUGGAGUACCACCUGAAAAAGUAAAAAGCUAUAUCUAUCAACUAAUCAAAGCUAUUCACUGGUGCCAUAAGAACGAUAUUGUCCACAGAGAUAUAAAACCAGAAAAUCUCUUAAUCAGCCACAAUGAUGUUCUGAAACUGUGCGACUUUGGUUUCGCACGGAAUCUGUCAGAGGGCAAUAAUGCUAAUUAUACAGAAUAUGUGGCCACCAGGUGGUAUCGAUCCCCAGAACUUUUACUUGGAGCUCCCUAUGGGAAGUCUGUAGACAUGUGGUCAGUGGGCUGUAUUCUUGGGGAGCUUAGUGAUGGACAGCCCUUAUUUCCUGGAGAAAGCGAAAUUGACCAACUUUUUACUAUUCAGAAGGUGCUAGGACCACUUCCAUCUGAGCAGAUGAAGCUCUUCUACAGUAAUCCUCGGUUCCACGGCCUCCGGUUUCCAGCUGUUAACCAUCCUCAGUCAUUGGAGAGAAGAUACCUUGGAAUUUUAAAUAGUGUUUUACUUGACCUGAUGAAGAAUUUACUGAAGUUGGACCCAGCCGACAGAUACUUGACAGAACAAUGUUUGAAUCACCCUACUUUUCAAACCCAGAGACUUUUGGAUCGAUCCCCUUCAAGGUCAGCAAAAAGGAAACCUUAUCAUGUGGAAAGCAGCACGUUGUCUAAUAGAAACCAAGCCAGCAAAGGUGCUGCUUUACAAACUCACCAUCGAUCCAACAGCAAGGACAUUCAGAAUCUAAGCGUGGGUCUGCCCCGGGCUGAUGAAGGCCUUCCUGCCAAUGAAAGCUUUCUGAAUGGUAACCUUGCUGGAGCUACUCUUAGUCCAGUUCACACCAAAACCUACCAAGCAAGCACCCAGCCUGGAUCUUCCAGCAAAGAUCUCACCAACAACAAUAUGCCACACCUUCUUAGUCCAAAAGAAGCCAAAUCCAAAACAGAGUUUGACUUUAAUAUUGACCCGAAGCCCUCAGAAGGCCCAGGCACAAAGUACCUGAAGUCCAGCAGUAGAUCUCAGCAGAACCGGCAUUCGUUCAUGGAAAGCUCUCAGAGCAAAGCUGGAACACUGCAGCCCAGUGAGAAGCAGAGUCGGCACAGCUAUAUCGACACCAUUCCCCAGUCCUCCAGGAGUCCCUCCUACCGGACCAAGGCCAAAAGCCACGGGGCAUUGAGUGACUCCAAGUCUGUGAGCAACCUUUCUGAAGCCAGGGCCCAAAUUACAGAGACCAAUACCAAUAGGUACUUUCCAUCCAGCUGCUUGGACUUGAACUCUCCCACCAGCCCAACGCCCACCAGGCACAGUGACUCGAGAACUUUGCUUAGCCCUUCAGGGAGAAAUAACCGAAAUGAGGGCACACUGGACUCACGCCGAACCACAACCAGGCAUUCAAAAACCAUGGAGGAAUUGAAGCUGCCUGAGCACAUGGACAACACCCAUUCCCACUCACUGUCUACACCUCACGAAUCCUUUUCUUAUGGGCUGGGCUACACCAGCCCCUUCUCCUCUCAGCAGCGUCCUCACAGGCAUUCCAUGUAUGUGACCCGGGACAAAGUGAGAGCCAAAGGCUUGGAUGGAAGCCUGAGUAUAGGGCAAGGGAUGGCGGCCAGAGCCAACAGCCUGCAGCUCUUAUCACCCCAGGUACAGCCUGGAGAACAGCUUCCUCCAGAGAUGACCGUGGCAAGACCUUCUGUUAAAGAGUCCUCCAGAGAAGGCACCUCUUCAUUCCAUACCCGUCAGAAAUCUGAGGGUGGAGUAUAUCAUGACCCACACUCUGAUGAUGGCACAGGCCCCAAAGAAAACAGACACCUGUACAAUGAUCCCGUCCCAAGGAGAGUUGGCAGCUUUUACAGAGUGCCAUCUCCAAGACCAGACAAUUCUUUCCAUGAAAAUAAUGUAUCAACUAGAGUUUCUUCUCUACCAUCUGAGAGCAGUUCCGGAACCAGUCACUCAAAGAGACAACCAGCAUUUGAUCCAUGGAAAAGUCCUGAAAAUAUUAGUCAUUCCGAUCAACUCAAGGAAAAGGAGAAACAAGGUUUUUUCAGGUCAAUGAAAAAGAAAAAGAAGAAAUCUCAAACAGUACCCAAUUCUGAUGGCCCUGAUCUUCUGACAUUACAGAAAGCUCUUCACUCUGCUAGCACUUCAAGCAGCAGACCAAAGGAGUGGCGCCCUGAGAAACUAUCAGAUAUACAGACCCAAAGCCAGCCAUUAAAAUCGCUGCGCAAGCUGUUACAUCUCUCUUCAGCCUCAAAUCACCCAGCUCCCUCAGAUCCCCGUUUCCAGCCCUUAUCAGCUCAACAAACCAAAAAUUCCUUCUCAGAAAUUCGGAUUCACCCCCUAAGCCAAGCCUCUGGUGGGAGCAGCAACAUCCGGCAGGAGCCCACACCAAAGGGCAGGCCAGCCCUCCAGCUGCCAGGUCAGAUGGAUCCUGGUUGGCACGUGUCCUCUGUGACCAGGAGUGCCACAGAGGGGCCUUCCUACUCUGAACAGCUGGGUGCCAAGAGUGGGCCAAAUGGGCAUCCUUAUAACAGAACAAAUCGCUCACGAAUGCCAAAUCUGAAUGAUUUAAAAGAGACAGCCUUGUAAUUUGUGCUGGGGUGAGGGGAGGGGGAACAAGCCAGUUGGGAGGGGAGGGCGUGGGGUGGGCUAGGGAAUAGGCUGGGCCUGGGUUGUAUUGUAAGCCAGUAUUCUCAGCUUUAUGAAGGUGUGUGCAAUAUUGUAUGUGUGGGGCCAUCUGGCUCCUCACAGCUACAAAUGCCAGUCAGGGAUCUUAGAGCCAAGGGAGUUCCUUAGGGAUCGCCGCUCCCCACAGGUCUUGUGUGAGAAUGGAUAGAGUGUACCACUGAGGAAGAAGAGAUUCUUGCCAAUUUCUCCCCUUUACAUUCCAGCUUUAGUGCAAUCUCUGUUGAACUUGGGAAAGCCAGGACAUGUCCUAGCACUGCAAGGGAUAGAAAAAUUCAUGUUGACCGAUGCCCUUACCACAUAUUUUUUUCUGUGUAGACUAAAUGUGGGGUUUAUUGUAAUCCAAGAGUAUCCCUUUGAAGGGUUAGCAGAUAAACUGUAUGUCUUAAAUUGUUUUCUAAGCUUCCACAUUUGAUAGGAUUUGUAACAUUUAUUUAUAAUUAAUAUUGUACUGUUAUAAUCAUACCUUUUAUGUUAUAAUGUAAAGUUAUUUUGAGCUGUUUGGAACAUUGUGAAGCAGUGGGACAGCUACAGUAGUUUCUAUAAAAACUAAUCAGUAACAUUUAUAUAUUGCAUCAGGAGUAUUUUAUUCUAUAUAUAUAAAUAUAUAUAUGGUAAAUGUCUGUUUUAUAAAUAUAUUCAUUUAAAGAAAGUAUUGUUAUGACACUAUCUGCCAUAUUUUUAUACAUUUGUGAUAUGAAGUGAGUAUUAUACUCCUAAUAAAGGGAGUUGAAUUGUGGCUACAUGUGACUGUAACAGUAUGAACCUUGCUCAACUAUUCAGCCCCAGCCUCUAGAUGUGAUCCUUAGUAGCAAACAAAAUGCAGCAUCUCUUUCCGGACCCACAAGGGAAGAAGGUCGGAUAGACCAGUGAGGAUCCCCACGGGCCUUGUUUUCCAUCCUCACACUUGGCUCCCAUUAUGUCCAGGGACAUGAGGGGAGAUAGAGGCAUUGCUCUCAUGAGUCUUUUAGAGAGAAUGUGCUCUUUCACUUAACAUUAGUGUAGAGAGUAGACCAAAGAUUUGCCUGCGAACAUUCCCUGUCGUGAGGGUUUAAGAGGCACCUGUCUGCAGAUCUUGCAAACCAGCUCUAUGCUCCUGAAUACUGUCUGCCCUCCUGGAGACUCUUGGCUCCAGGAGGGACGAGAUAUGUGUGUGGCAUUUCUACUUGUAAAUGCUUUUUCUGUUACUGCUCUUUGUGAUAUACUUAAAAGGCUCCUGAAGCAAUUCCAGAUGUAGAGAAAAUUGAUUACAUAUAUAUAAUAUAUAUAUAUAAUAUGUAUAUAUAUCCGGUUUUUUCUUCCUGGGACUGUCCAUUUACAACAAGGUCAUCAUGCGCACCUGUAUAUACACACACCACUCCAUCAGAACAGUACCUGUGUUUCCCCUCAUCUGAUCACUUUCAUAUCUCAAGUAACUCCUGAGUUACUCCAAGUAUCAUCAAGGCCUUUGGCCAGCAAGUAUCACAUACGCCUGUGUCUCUGGGCCAUUCUUGACAGAAGUCACCUCAACACCAUCAUAUAUCAAUCAGUAGUAUUAGAUAUUUGGAAGUAGUCUCUUAGAAAUAAGACUUUUAGCAGUUCCUCCCACCCCUCAAAGAGGUAACUUCUCAGUAUUUAUUACUCAUUCCAGAAUUCUGAGAGGGCCAGCCCCUGAAGCAAGUCAACUGUCAUUGAAAAUGCUGAGUUACCUUUUACCCUCCCCCAAGAUUUUGAGAAUCUUAGGUCUGAUGAUUAUGAAGAUUAUAAAGAAAAAAUGUCUUAGAUUCUUUGAAGCUUAAAUUGUGUGCAUAUUGCAUUUUUAUAUAAAUACUAUAAUGUGUAUUGAUUAUAUAUAGAGGUCAUUUUAAGGUGCUUUUUAUUUAAUUUUAAUAAGUAUAAUAGGCACUAAGAUGAAACUCAACUGGGUACUAUCACUGAAACAAUUUGAUUCAAUAGUUUUGCAUGCUCUCGUUCUUUUUCUAUCUUUUUUCUUUUACCAGUUCAGUACCGUUUGGGUAGCUCUGAAUUCUGGCUUUUCCCAGGCAGCUGCUUGAUUAUUCAAGUGAGGUAGACCCUCAGCAGUUUUUGUCUGGAUAUAGUGACUCUUAAAAGGUGUAUAUUUAACUGUUCUUUUUCAUACUGAAUCUGUACCUUGUUAUCCCCCUUGCAAACCAGAAACUACAUUUUUUCUCCUCUGGAAAGACUUCUCACUGUGCUGUGUGCUUAGAAACUGCGAGGUCCCGUUGCCAUACUGUGGCAUUUGAGGCUCGUUGUCACCUGGGGCCUGGUUUCCCAUGUUGUCACCCUUGCUAACACUGGGAUCCCAGAUGUUUGCAGAACAUUUAUAUUCAUGACAGUUCUUCAAAGAAGGGCUAGAAUAAUUGCCUUCUACCUAUAACAAACUAAACCUAACUGAUGAGUCAAUAUAUACUUUUUCGUACAUUCCCAGAUUUGAGCCAGAAAAUAGCUACAUUUUCAACUAGUGUUUUCGGGGUAGCUCUUUUAUCCUCUUAGCUUUUGUCCCUUCUGACUUUUCAUUGAUCCUCAAUAAGCUAUAAGUGAACCUACAGUCGGCAUUUCUAGCAUGUCAUUCUCUUUCUGCUCCUGCUCGCAGGGUAGAAUGUGGGGGGUGUGAAGUUUCCUCUCAGAUCUAAUGGGCCCUCUCUUAGCUUUGAACUGUUGCUUUCCCCUCGGGUUGAUGAAGUUAUUGACCUCACAAAAACUAUGAUCCAUGCAUGGUAGGAAGGACUUGACCUAAAGUCACAACAAAUUGCAUUUUCUCUAGGAAGAGAAAUUUAUGACAUCCAUGUUCUAUUAUCUGCCCUAACCUCCUAAGAGGUACAAGGGUUAAAUGAACACUUAUGAAUUACUUUGUUUUAUGAAAGUACCACUGAUCUCCUUUUGAAAAGCAGAUCGGCUUCUCUGUUUUUUUUACUUUUGCUUCUCUACCAUCUACCUUUUUCUUCUCUAAAGGUCUGAGUGAACUUUAACUGGGCCUUGUUCAGUCUUGACUGAAGCUCUGCCUCUCGCAGAGCCCAAUGCCAGAAGGGAGUGCUCCAUGCAAGGGGGCUCGAGUGAGCUGUCUCUAUAGCAAGCGUUACCCCUCCAGGGGCAGUUUUGUCCCCCAGAACACAUCUGGCAAUGUCUGUAGACAUUUGGUUGCCACUAGGGGCAUCCAGUAGGUAGAGGCCAGGGGUGCUGCUGAACAUCCUGCAAUGCACAGGACAGCCUCCCAAACACAAACUGAUCCAGCCCUGAACAUCACUAGUGCUAAGGUUGAGAAACCCUGCUCUAUACCAUUCCAGGCCUGCACCACCACCAAGUCUGCAGCACUUGGCUCUGGCUUUGUUCUUUCCAGGGCAUAGAACUGCAAGUAUGAAUUCUUCAAUGUCACAUUCUCUUAAAAAAUCUUCUGCCACUAUUCUUAAGUUCUUGGUAUCCUGUUUGUUCAUUUCCAUUGUCUUGGGCCUGCUAAAAGGUACAUACUUUGGGAGGAACCCAGAGUUACUUUAUAUGUAUUUGAGAAUUUAAAUCCUAGGUUAGCAUCCUUAGAAAAUCUCUCAUAGAGCCAUGAGGCUUAUUUUUAGAAGCAAGCAGCAGCCUGGCAGAUUGGCAUGAUUUUUACCAACUGCUCAAAGGCGUCCAUGGCUUUUAGCUGUGUCUACCGAAAGAAAAUGUCUUUUUUGUUCAUUCAAGUCAUUUAAUAGCUCUUUACAAAUAUUAGCAUAUGGCAGACCAAUUAAAAGCAAAAAACUUUAUUGGUGGUUGUGAUGUGGCUGUUAUAAAAGUAUUUUGCUGUAUGCUUUGAUUAAAUCUGCUUUAAAACAUGCUUUAAGACUCACCAUAUGCAGUUGUAUACUUUAAUUCUAAGCUCAGAGCUAUGCUGGUCAGUUUCUAGUUGCACCAUGUAUUAUAAAGUAUGUUGUGGUUGUAGAAUUAGCCAGUUUAGCAUGUUCCUAAUCUGAAAAUUAGUGGACUACACUAGGAAAUGCUAUCCCGUUUUCCUUUCUCAGCACCUCUUAGUUGAUAUCAUAGUAUCCUCACUUCUUAAACUAGUUUUUAGAGUAAAUAAGGAAAAAAGUCAUUUAUUUUCUUCUAGCCAUGUAUUGAAAGUGAUUCAUAAGUGUACAACUUUUUUUUCAAAGGCCAGAGGAUUACUUCUUGAAUGCAUAGAAGGCUCUGUCCACUUUUGUUCACCUUGGUCCCACUGAUGACAGAACUCUUUUGGCAAGGACAGUAAGCAGCUCAUCCUGAGUCACUGCUGGAGCUCAGCUGGAGCUCAGCUGGAGCUCAGUAAAUCUGCAUAUUCUCUCCUGGCCAGAACCUGUUUUCUAGAGAGCAUUGCUUUUAUAUCUACAAGUUCAUUGCUUCCUGCAUUCCAGUGGGAUGUUGAACUCUUUGUGGGUACUAAAACCCACAGACUCAUACUUCUGUGAACCCGAAAAGUAGUACAUUACACUAAACCAGGUCAGAAAAUAGUGGAAUAUUUCCUUGCCUCUUUCAUUCAUCACUAAUAAAAUGUGUAGACAGAGAAAGCGUAUUUGUGGUUUAAGAAAUAACAGUACUGUUUCUUUGAAAGGGACUAUGGAAAAGAUAGUGCAGAUGUUGUAAAUGUCCUGUCACUAACUCCCAGAACCAGAAUCUCAUAAGAAGGUUCUCACAGUGAUUUAAAAGGUCAGCUUUGAGCUAAGGCUAUAGCUCAGCGGUAAGCACUUGCCUCCCAUGCGUGAGAUCUUGGGUCCUAUUCCCGGCACCACACACACACACACACACACACACACAAAAACCAUACAUAUACAUAUACAUAUGUGUGUGUGUGUUUAUGCAUGCUGGCUUGGGAACAAAAAGAAAAAAGGUUUCCUUUGCUUCUUGAGUGGCUGAGAUAUACAGUAUUUUAAGGUAUGGCUCAGCUGAUUUAAAAAUUUUGUGUUGGAAACCAUUGAGUAAGAAGCCAUGAAAGAAAAUGAAGUCUCUCGUCUGUCUGUAUACCCUCAAUGGGGGAGAAGUCCGGUGGCUAGGAAACUCUGGGCCUGCUGCCCUAUGUGACUUUUUUAAUUGAAUGUAUUAUACAAGAUGGUAGACUUUUGUGUGAGCCAGUUACUACAGCUUCUUCAUUGCCCACAGUGCUUUCUUAAUCUAUCUGUGUCAGGCCUAGUUGGUCCCGACUGCACCUUUCUUCUCUCCACCAGGCACUGACCCACCUUUCUGUGUAUUCACUGUAGGCUAUUAAAAUGAUCCUUCCCUGCCUUGUAUUUUCAUCCAUCAUUUACUCCCAAAUUUAAGGGAGAGUUGUCUCUUGUUUUGCCAGAAAAAUGUUGUCACAGUCUGCAUGCUGGAUUUGUAGGGCCAGCAGAACUGCAGCAGUGAAACUGGUGUCCCUUCUAAGGCCCUUCAAUUCUCACAAAGGUAAGCUCUCUACACCCCCUUUGAUCCUCGGUCAUAUUUGAUCCUCCUUGGGAAUCUGAAAUCAGUCUCUGUGUUGAAUGCAGAUUAGAAGUUGCCUUGUUUGCUACUCUUCCCAUGCAGAGUAUCAGGGAGAAAGAGGCCUUAUCUGUCCCUCUGUCCCCUUCUUUUGACAGACUGCUGAGAAUCCCUCAGGACUUCCUUUGGUUUGGGAUUUCACUGCCCAAAAGGCUGAUGUGAUUCAUUUCAGGCCUAGACAAGCUUGUUCUAGUGCUCUGCUUCAGGUCUAGUCAGAAGAAACCCAGGAAUAGAAAAGGUAGAUGCCUUGACUUUUGUCCCUUUUGGGGGAUUAAAGUGUUUAUUGCCAGAGUUAUCAAAAGCUCCGGUUAAACUAUGUACAGUUUCAUGAGAAAAAUGAUGCUUUUCCUCCUGGAGAAUGUAUAAGUUCUCCACAGCAGCAUUGCUCUCCAGAAUGGAAAGCAAAGCUUGCAGAAAAUCCACUUUCCCUAAGGAUAUACAAUCAGUUCUAGUCUCCAGUCUCUGUCUCUCUCCCUUUCCUUGUUUAUACUCCUUGGUCACUGACUGAGUCAGGCUGGAGGGGUGAUGCGAUGAUGAAAGGAAGUGAAUUCUCACUGUAAACUUGUAUCGAUUAGCAGAAACAGUUAAACCAAACAAAAUAGUUACCCCGAUUCCUAUCUCCAAGAAUUGCUUUGUGCCAUUCUGAAUUCAGGUAGUUAUUCUGUAUAUAGGUAGACUACUAGUCAGAGCUUCUUCAAUCUCUAGUAAGUUUGAAGGGGGUAUCUGGGAAGACAUAGGGCAGGGUAACAUUGAGACCCUGUUCAUUCUUUAAAAACAAAAAUAGGGAUGAGACAUCCAGUUUGUAGUAGAUGAAGAAUCAUUGGAAAUUCUUAAUUGCACAGACUUUAUAAUCCAUUAUAUAAAGUGUAAUUCCAUACUUUUUAUUGUGGCAAGGGUGUGAUGUGGUUGUUAACCUUUUUAAUUUUUGAAUCCAAAUUGAAUUUAAAGUGUUGAAUACUUAAAUUCCUCACAAGCUAAUUAUGAACCAUUUGUAAAGUGUUUCUAUAACUCUUUGUAUCAUGUGUUGGUACAUCUUAUCAAGUUUUUUCUGGCAUGUAUUCCAUUCUAAACUUCUGUAAAAUUUCUAUUGUUGCUGUAAAUAUUAUACAAAUAUCUACUCCGUGGUAGUCUUCAUUAUCAGCAUGAAAUGGUUAAUUUUUACUGAGCACAAUGUAUUUUUGAAUGGAUCUUCCCAAAUGUCUUUAAUAAAAUGCAGAUUUUGCACUGACUGA
This is a messenger RNA of Heterocephalus glaber (naked mole-rat), 10128 nucleotides long. RefSeq names its product cyclin dependent kinase like 5 (gene Cdkl5). Gene Ontology annotation, biological process: regulation of dendrite development; positive regulation of axon extension; protein phosphorylation. Gene Ontology annotation, molecular function: protein kinase activity; ATP binding. Lineage: Eukaryota; Metazoa; Chordata; Mammalia; Rodentia; Bathyergidae. The record is from RefSeq and is a predicted model, not a curated record. Gene Ontology annotation, cellular component: nucleus; dendrite cytoplasm.